AUGUGUAUGCAUAUUUUACAGGCCUAUGCAACAAGCACACAGCUGUAUAACUGGUAUUUCAGCCCGGCAGAUGUAGCUGCCCAACGUCAGGAAUGUAAUGCUGUAGCGCGCAAACGUCUUGUACAAGCAGCUGCGCAAAAAGCAGAAUCUGACGAAUACGUAAACGACGAGGAUAAGCUAGUUGCUCUCGAUCCGGAUGAAGAAUUCAACAUUGUAAAGCGAUACAUCUAUCUCAUGAGAGCAUUGUGCGAGAAGUUUACCAACCCGAAAUUGCCGGAUGAAGUUUUUGGAUUCGCAGUCACCUAUCUCAAACGAUUUUAUUUGCAUCAUUCAGUGAUGGAUUUCUAUCCCCGUGAGAUGAUGCUUACCUGUUUGUAUAUGGCCUGUAAAGCAGCCGAUUUCCCGAUCGGGAUCCAAACAUUCACUUCUCACAUUCCCCGCAAUCAAGAUCGCUACAGUUAUUUUAUUCUCAAUUCGGAGUUGUUCCUGCUUGAAUCCCUCAGUUACGAUUUGUGGGUAUUCACACCCUACCGGCCAUUGACCGGACUAAUCAUGGAUUUGGUUGCUUAUCAGAAACGACUUCAUCAGAACCGGAACGGUACUGAUGUCAGUUUAAAUGAAAUAGAGCUUGUUAACGAAUUGCGCAAAGAGGGGACCGAACUGAUCAAUCUGUGGUAUCAAACUGAUUUGUGCCUCACCGUACACCCGAGUCAGUUCGCUUUGGCUGUCCUCGUCGAGUUGGGCCGCACACGGCCGCACCUCGAUGUGGAAGUGUUUGUACGCGAUGAACUGUGUGGUUGUGAUCCGAUGCAGAAACCGAAGAAGCCGUCUGUCACCAGUUCAAAUGGGCAAGACACAGAAGACGAGGAUGAUUUCGAGGAUGACGAUGCAUUGGGUUCGGGGUCGCGACGCCCAGGAAUUAAGGCUGACAGAACGCAGAAACGAAGCGCAUCGCCGACAACACAAAAGUCCGAUCCGAUACCACCAGACGAGCGCUGGAAACAACUAUCCGAGCGUUUGGAUCAUAUUCGAUCUAUGGUGAAUGAAUUUGACUUUGUGUACAGUUUACAACCGGUAACCGACGAAGAGGCUAAGCUGGAAAAGUGUCGCAAUCCGUUGUACAACUUGGAUUCUGAUGAGUAUAAAGAAGCGAAAUCCAAAGCGGACAGUUUGCUGGCUACUUUGGAAUGA
Molecule: messenger RNA, 1191 nt
Organism: Echinostoma caproni
Lineage: Eukaryota; Metazoa; Platyhelminthes; Trematoda; Plagiorchiida; Echinostomatidae
Source: the annotation of a GenBank genome assembly